AUGGAAUAUCUGAUUGGUAAUGCUUGGCCGUUAAGUAUUGUCGCCGAUAGUGCUAGAAGCCUUCAAAACGCUGGACGAUAUUAUUUUGAUUUUCUCCAUAAGAUUAGCUCCAAUAUGGGAUCUUAUAUUGUAUCUGGUCUUUGUAUACCUGGAAAUUUAUUUGGAAUGUUUGAACAAGACUUCAAUUCGAUUACAUCAACUGCUUCUUUCAGAAUUUUAAAUUUGACAAUUCACAAUAUCGUCUACUCUAUUAUACCCUUCCUUCGCGGUGAAGGCCCUGUGUUUAAUCUGAACGAAGAUAAUCCUCUUAUCAGAGCAUUACAUUUCUGCCUUCGAAUCUUGUAUUAUGUUUCAAUGAUUAUUGCCAUUUUCAUCCUUCCUACAUUCUUCAUCUCAAUAUUCAUACUCGGCAUUAUUUACCUCAAUUUCGGUUAUGGAAUCGCCGUUAUUUCUGCUGGAUGCAUUGUGUCUUUCACUAUUAUAAAUCUUGCGAUUCAAUUCUGCCUGACGAAGCAGACUAUUCAAGAUCCCUCCAAUCAGAAAAAUGCAGAGGCCAUCAAGGUUAGUCUCACCCAUUAA
This is a messenger RNA of Rodentolepis nana, 579 nucleotides long. NCBI's taxonomy places the organism in Eukaryota, Metazoa, Platyhelminthes, Cestoda, Cyclophyllidea, Hymenolepididae. The record is from the annotation of a GenBank genome assembly.